Messenger RNA from Quercus robur (English oak), 1201 nucleotides. RefSeq lists its product as uncharacterized. NCBI's taxonomy places the organism in Eukaryota, Viridiplantae, Streptophyta, Magnoliopsida, Fagales, Fagaceae. Bases 1 to 846 code for a protein of 281 amino acids. The transcript is spliced from 7 exons. The record is from RefSeq and is a predicted model, not a curated record.
AUGCCUGGGUUGUUGUUUGCUGUGAGGUCUGUAUUUGUAUUUAAGGAAGCAAAUGAGGAAUUCAAACAUGUUCUUCUGGCCUUUAUAUAUGACAAAGCUGAUCAAACUUCUCCAGUGGCAAAUGAGUGGUCAGAGAGGAAGAGAUUUGACAUUGCGGGAUUAAUGUCAUCUGUCUUAAGAGCUCAUUUACAUGCAUAUGAUCCAGUCUUUUCCAUGACAUUGAGAUAUUUGAUAAGCAUACACAAAGUAUAUUGCUUUCGUCAAGAAAUUGUAUCACCCAUUUCAGAUCUUACUCAGAGGUUGCUCCUUGAAGAACAUGAUCCCCCUGCAACCCCACAUGAGAGUCUGUAUGAAGCACCUCCUUUUGAUGAGGUGGACGUUCAAGCUCUCGCACAUGCUGUAGAGCUCACAAGACAAGGGGCAAUUGAUAGCUUGAGAUUUUCGAAGGGUGAUUUAUUUCUGGCAUUUCAGAAUGAAUUAUGUACGAUGAGUUUGGAUGUUUCCAUGCUUGAUGAGCUUGUUUGUGAGUAUUGUGUUUAUAGGGGAAUUGUGGAUUCUAGCCUGGCAUCCACUUCAGCAUCAGACAUGCAAACAGUUUCCGAACCUAAAGUUAAUCAACCAGAGCCUGGGUACUGUUCAUCAAGAAAUUGUUCUCUUGAAGCGGAUUCUGGUGCCAAUAAACAUUCCGACGGUGAGACCUCCAUUAACAAUACUCACAUGGAUGCUUCUCUUGAAAAAAUUGCUGAUGUGAGUAGUAGGCAAGGAGUGGAUGUUGAGUUACGGUAUGCUUGUGAGCCAACGCGUAACUACGAAGACUGUAGCACCAGUGGGUUGCAUCAGCCUUAAAAUCCAAGGGUUCUGCAGAGACAUAGAACCCAUGGAACUGGAGAAAGGAGUAAACGCAAGCGUUGGAGCCUUGGAGGGGAAGACAUGAUGACCAAGGUUUAAUAUAUGGUGUUCCUUUUGACCUAUGCAGAAAGGAAGAGCUUAGCACGACCUGUUUUCCAGCGCAUAUAUCUCAAAUGAACAAGAGGUGCUUGUGUGAUAAUUUUUGUUAUUCCUUGUGUUAAGUUUAUUAUUGACAGAAUACUGUUUUGUAGGGCUCAGGGUGACCCUCCAUGUUAUAUUUGUUAAUAUAUUUUGUAAAUAUUAUUUGAUUCAAUUUGAGCCAUACAUUUCCAUUUUGCGGAAGUAGUUGAAA